Tilletiaria anomala UBC 951 is the source of this 1944-nucleotide messenger RNA. RefSeq lists its product as uncharacterized. The record is from RefSeq and is a predicted model, not a curated record. NCBI's taxonomy places the organism in Eukaryota, Fungi, Basidiomycota, Exobasidiomycetes, Georgefischeriales, Tilletiariaceae. The transcript has 9 exons. The coding region runs from base 400 to 1944 and encodes 514 amino acids.
GGAAGGGGGCCCAAGGGCUCGCUAUCAGAUCUACUGUAUUCUCUUGUUUCUACAGUCAAGCAGAGGAUGCAUCGAGCCAGGCGGCAGGUAGCCCGCAGGGCCACCGUAGCCAGGCUGUUGAAUUGCCGAUACAUAUCAUCUCCAAUAUCCAGUCUUCAAUCUCAGUCUCCACCUCUCCGCACUGCGUGCAAAUAUUGCGGCGCCAAAAGCCGUGACAACGAAGCAUGGUCGAUAGUACAGGUUUAGAGGCAACGGACACGUGCCUUCGCCACGACGUCGCUGCAAUACCAGCGUUCGCCAACGUGGUCGGGCUCUGGGUCUGACAGAGGCCGGCCAUGAUCGACAGGAUCUUUGCAAAGCCCCAAUGGCUCACGAACGCCUUUGACUCUACUCCAUCCCAUGCAAUCAUCAGUGCCGGAGCACGAAGAAAGCUCUCCUUUCCAGUUCGGGACGGACUCAUCGCGGUACUAUGAGUGCGAACGCGUCUCAGCUGCAUUGCUCAGAGAGGUCCAGACAGCGCCUGCGGAUAACACGAGUCAUACCGCGUUGGAUGAAGCGGGCAUGUUUCUGACAGACGAUGAAGUUUCGCGAAUCGAGGAUUGGCGAGCGGCUUGGAGACCACGCGAAGAGGACUUAUGUGGGCUUGAUGCAGGAAGAAUGCUCGUCGAAACCGCAACGCAGACCACACCAAGGGAGGGGCAGUUGCACAGGAUGCCAAGUGCCGAUCAUUCACGAUCGCUUGAAAAUCCCAUCGCGCACAGUGCAGAACUGGCGGCUCAGCUCGGAGCCCCUUUGCACUUGCAAAGGCUUAUGCGUGCCAGGCUGACUGUCUUGCAUGUACUGGAAAUGCCCGAGCUGCAGAAAUUCAUGCUCCCAUCUUCGAAAGAGGCACUGUCACAGCUCGAGCCCGACACCAUUCCCGAAGACGCUGUCAUUUCAAGGGCGCAACGGAACUGGGCGACGGUGCGCCCUGGCACGGCACGCAGCGAUCUGAAUCAUGGCCAAACAUUCACCUGCUCUGACAGCGAGCUCGAGCAAAACCCUCCACACAACUACUCCAAAAUCUCGCCACCAGGCACGCCGUUGAAGCCGAGGCUAGCGCGCAAAUCAAUCACCCACGAGCACCUCCCAAUAUUGAGGUGGAACCCGAUGGAUGAUACGAAAAUCUUCGCAGGUCUGGGCCUGACGUUCGAGUCGUCACGCGGACACAGUGGUAGCGAAGUCGAACCAUCGCCUCCUGGCCAGCAAGCAAUGUCAAAGGACUUGAAUUUCCGGCUGGAGGCGCCUCCGAUCUUUUCAGACAUGGUCGGUAAGGAGGCAAAACUCGGGCCUGCGAUGCCUGGAAGGACAAAGGGCAAAGCAAAAGCGACAGCGAUGUCGUUUGCGUCCAUCUACCCGUUCCUCGCCGCCUUCGCGGAAUAUCGAUCCACCCAGUCAACGCAGCAACGUGCCAGCACAGGCGGCAAGUCGGCGCCACCAUCAUCUCAAGUCGAUUUGGAGUCGCGACGUCACAAGCUUCUGACGGAUAUGCGCAAUUCCAAACAAGAUGAUCCGCUGCCAGACGGCACGCCGGCGCAGGACAUGGCGAAGAUCCGGGCAUGGCAGAGGGAGAUGCCAUAUGGGAACAAACUGCGGGAGACCUCAGCAAGUGCUGCUCUCAGCGGCAGCUGCAUCCGCUACAAAAGAAGCGUCGUAGGCGGGGAUCUGACCAACCCCCCGCAGAAGAUCUUCCAGGCGUUGAUCCUCGGCUACUGCGCGACGUUCUCGACGCUGCAGCUGUACCAUUUGUCCAAGCUGGUACCAUCCACGCCGCGACCGCCAGGGAUCUUCUUCAUAUCUCACCAGGAGGCUUGGUGCCGGCUACUUGCUGCUGGCACGGGUCAUCUUGCCGCGCUCUUCGUGUUGACAUGGGCCAUCUGCGCAGAGCCAGGUAUCAUCGAGUGA